AAGUACUCUCACGCGUCUCACGUUACGGAUCCGGAAGAAGGCCACACAGCUUCGCUUUGCCAAGCUCAUUGGUUCGUCGCAACGAUCAACACCCCGAUUGAUGUGGCACAUCUGAUAUGGGACCCUGUAAUAUGAGUGCUGGGAUCUACAGCCCCCGUGCCUUAUGGUUCCGGGGAGUCUACGCCGCUCCUCGAACAAGGAGAUGAUGGCCUGAAAAAGCGUGUUUGCAGCUUGCUUGUCUUCCUACACCGGUGCCAGCACUAGGGCAUCGAUGGGUCUCUCUGUUCUCUCCUUGGUCCUCGUCUUCCAAUUCUUCCACGCUUAUGCUGCCGUGAAUGUUUCCUGGUCUACCACUGCCUCGGAUUCGUCAAGAAAUGUGGUACAGGCAAAUUUCCUGGGAGUGAGUUUCGAGCUCAGCUUCAUGGAUCAAUAUUUUGGCAAUGACACGUCUACAAUUCCACAAACAAUGUUGAACUAUCUUUCUGAAAUACGCACCCGUACAGGGUCCAAUCCCGUCCGGCUCCGGAUAGGUGGUAAUUCAGCGGAUAGCUCAACAUAUUUACAAAACCAGACUUCGCCAAUGCUCAAGCUCACUGAUCCGAAUGCGAACUACAACAACCAGCCUGUGGAUUAUGGUCCUAUGCUAUGGCAGGUAUUACAAAAUGUGUCGGGCUCAGUCGGAGGAACAGAGUACCUCAUCGGUAUAUCUCUCAGCGACCCUAAUAACACCGGAUCCAAAAUCGCCGGAGACGCGAAGGAGAUCUUGGGUGAUAAUUUGGAUUCGAUCCUCGUAGGGAACGAACCAGAUUUGUAUACUUCACAUGGUGAUAGACCCUGGUUACAAAAUUACACGGUCCAGGACUACAUCGGGGAGUUCUCGGGAGUCUCGAAUCACCUGAAUAAUACCUCUGCGGGCGACAUUCUGAACACUCAAAUAUGUGCUGGUCCGACGAUAUGCUGUCAGUGGGAUUUGGCGACUCUGCUACAGCAGGGCUACUUGGCAACGUUUAGUAACAUACUUAAAUACAUCACUCUACAACACUAUCCUCAGAAUAACUGCUUUGGCUCUUAUCAGUAUGGGCUACCGUAUUAUCUGCAACAUUCCAACACGGUGGGUCUGGCCAGCUGGCAGCAGUAUGGUAUUGAUAUUGUGGCUUCAAAUACGACUGCUAGUCAUCCUCGGCUGGUCAUGUCCGAGUUUAACUCGGCCUCGUGUGGUGGGAUCGCCAACAUCUCAGAUACCUUUGCCGUUGGAUCGCUAUGGACGGUCGACUAUGCUUUGCAAAUGGCUGCAGUCGGGUAUUCCGCUGCAUACAUCCAUACAAGAGAAAAAGGCAUAUUUUACAACCUGAUAGACCCUCCCAACACCACGGUACCCGGUGAUACAUGGACGACGAAUCCACCCUUCUACGCCGUACUCGCCGUACCAGAAAUAUUGCAAGCCAGCAACGGCAGUAUCGUCGUUGACCUCAACUUGGAAGGAUCAAUGACUGGCAAUACUACCGUCGCCGGGUAUGCCGUUUACGAUGCCGGGAGCCUUUCGGCAUCAAAAUUGGUCCUUUUCAACUAUGAUAGCUCGUCCGUGGAAUUCUCCCUGGGAAAUUCGGUGUCUGGCCAGCCAUCUAUCAAGUAUUUGGCAUCGUCGAAUAUUGUGGAAAAGCGGAACAUCGCUUGGGGUGAGCAGUCGUUUGUGGGUACCAGCGAUGGGAAGCCUGUCAAUGUAACGCGUGAUACCAGCGGGUUCAGUUGGCUUCCCCUCAGUGGUAAUUUGGACUGCUCGGGAAAUUGCACGAUAGAAGUACCUGGUCCUAGCCUAGCAGUGGUAUACUUAUCCCAGUCUCAGGCUGAGUCGAAUUCAGCUCUACGUACGGCGCUUCCUGGGUCUCUUGUUGUUGGUUUUGCCCUUAUUUUUGGAUUCUUUACUUAACCUAUAGCUUGUCUCAUUAUAUUGUAGAUGGACUUAUUUAAUUUAUUUAAUAUGAACUUCAUCUGAAUCUUAGGGACGCGAUAUUUAUGUACAGCUACGAGUUCCGCGAGUAUGUAAUAAAGCCAGGCUUCAGGUUGAGACGCGAUACUAAUAGAACGCGGCCCUGCAUUUCACGUG
Messenger RNA from Desarmillaria tabescens, 2104 nucleotides. Its product is annotated as glycoside hydrolase family 79 protein. NCBI's taxonomy places the organism in Eukaryota, Fungi, Basidiomycota, Agaricomycetes, Agaricales, Physalacriaceae. Bases 272 to 1927 code for a protein of 551 amino acids. The transcript is spliced from 7 exons. The record is from RefSeq and is a predicted model, not a curated record.